Messenger RNA from Aspergillus tubingensis, 654 nucleotides. RefSeq names its product putative Golgi traffic protein SFT2. The transcript has 4 exons. Gene Ontology annotation, biological process: vesicle-mediated transport. Gene Ontology annotation, cellular component: membrane. NCBI's taxonomy places the organism in Eukaryota, Fungi, Ascomycota, Eurotiomycetes, Eurotiales, Aspergillaceae. The coding region runs from base 1 to 654 and encodes 217 amino acids. The record is from RefSeq and is a predicted model, not a curated record.
AUGGCUACCAAUUCAUUCCGCGAUUCGGUCAACUCCCUGGGUUGGUCGCGACGAGACCCAGAUCUCUCCGCCCGCAAUAACUCGUCGAAUACGCCUAUCCUCUCACGGUUACAGUCUUGGAAUCCAUUUGGUCAAGGGGAGGGCUAUCUGCAACUGCCCACUCAUGAAGCUCCAGGAGCUCCCCUACCCGCCGCAAGUCGCCGAGAGGAGGAAGAUACUUUCUUUGCCUUAAGUCGAUGGGAUCGGAUGCUCAUUUUCAUCGCAUGCAACCUUGGUGCCGCCGUCUGCUUCCUCCUUUGCUUUUUCCUAUUCCCGGUCCUAUCACUGAAACCCCGCAAAUUUGCCAUCCUGUGGUCGGUUGGAUCCUUACUCUUUCUCCUAUCAUGGGCAGUCCUCAUGGGACCCCUGGUCUACGCGAAACAUCUGGUCUCGGGAUCACGUCUGCCCUUCACGGCGGCCUAUUUCGGCUCGAUCGCCAUGACUUUGUACUUUGCUAUCGGACUUCAUUCAACCCUGUUGACGCUCAUCUCGUCGGUGUUUCAGCUGGCUGCCCUGCUCUGGUACCUUGUCAGCUACUUCCCGAUGGGUAGUACUGGACUGCAGUUUAUGGGAAGAUUCGGAGCUCAGCGUGUCACUUCGUGGAUGACCAGCUGA